AUAUGUAACGAGCUUUGGCCUGGCUUAGGUGUCUCCCUCAUCCAUUCCUCAGAGCAGCUUUGGACAUGGUCAGCAGCCUUAUGAGGGCUACAUGCUGAACCAAAGAACAUCAGUAAUGCUUUAAUGGAAACAAAACUAGCUUUAAAUUAAGGGAAUGUACAGUUGGUUUUAUCAUUAGUUGGCUUUCCAGUUGGAUUACUUUGCAACUUUUGGCUUUUUGUGGUUUCAAAGGCUUUUAAUGCCAAGGAGGCUGGAGGGUCAAGGACCAAAAUGAAAAACAUUAUCCUCCUCACAUGUCUGUCAGCUUUAAGUUGCUGUUUGGCCUCAGAAUUGUCUUUCAUAUUGGAGCCCAGUGAUGUGAUUGCUGUAAGGGAUCGUCCUCUCAUGCUGCAUUGCCAGGUGCAGGGUGAACAGCCGAUUACAAUCACGUGGCGUAAAAAUGGGUUACCUUUACCCUCCAGCCCUCGGGUCCAAGUUCUGGAAAAUGGGACGCUGUUAAUCCAGAGAUUCCAGAAGCGCAGAGAUGGGAGUGAUGCAGACAUGGGCGAGUAUGACUGCGCUGCUCAGAAUCGCUACGGCAUGCUGGUGAGCCGCAAGGCCAAAGUCAACUUGGCGUCUCUACCAAAGUUCCACACCCAUCCAGUAUCCAUGUUUGUGGAUGAAGGAGGAGUUGCUCGUUUCCAGUGUCAAAUAAAUGGCGUUCCUGAGGCCACCAUAACCUGGGAAAAGGACAGACGACCUCUGAACACGUCUGACAGCAGGUACACUCUUCUUCCAAUGGGAAUCCUGCAAAUAACAGGUGUGAGGAGGACAGACUCUGGGAUUUUUCGCUGCGUUGCCUCCAACAUUGCCAACACUCGCUACAGCCAUGAGGCCACACUCAAUGUCACUGGUGGAGCUCCUAGAACCUAUAAGGAGCCAGUCAUCCUCUCUGGGCCACAGAAUCUUACCCUCACUGUCCAUCAGACGGCCAUCUUGGAGUGCAUCGCCACAGGAAAUCCUCGGCCAAUUGUUUCCUGGAGCAGGCUAGAUGGACGUUCUAUUGGAGUGGAGGGUAUACAGGUCCUCGGGACGGGUAACCUGAUGAUCUCAGAUGUUUCCCUGCAGCACUCUGGUGUGUAUGUGUGUGCUGCCAAUCGGCCUGGCACCAGAAUGAGACGGACAGCACUGGGACGCCUGGUGGUGCAAGCUCCACCUGAGUUCCUCCAGUGGCCGCAGUCUGUGUCCAGACCAGCAGGGGGCAGUGCUGUGUUCACAUGUGUGGCUCAGGGUGUCCCUGAUCCCCACUUAAUUUGGCUGAAGAAUGGGAAAGUUCUGACCCCAGGACAAAAUGUCAAGCUGACAAAUAACAACAGCACUUUGGCGCUGACCCGUAUAAGCUCAGACGACGAGGCCAUCUACCAGUGCAUCGCGGAGAACAGUGCCGGCACUAACCAGGCUAGUGCCCGCCUGGCUGUGGCUCAAGCUAAGGACCUUCCUGCUGCCCCACAAGGGCUCUCAGCCAGCGCUGUGUCCACCAACACCCUGCAAAUAACAUGGAGUAACCCACCCACCAGCAUCACUGACAGCAUCAUCGGAUAUGUCUUACACAUCCGUAAACUGGGAGAGCCUGAUCGUCUGGAGCUGCAGGAAGCCAUAAGUAAAGACACGUUUCAACAUGAUGUGACCAACCUGGAGGCCAGCACCACCUACUCUCUGUACCUGAAGGCCUACUCUGCCUUGGGGGCGAGCCAGCAGUCCAACAGCAUAAUCGCCACCACACUAGGCAGUGUACCCUCCCCACCCACUUACUUCACCAAGGUGCUGAACUCCACCACCGUCCAAGUCCUGUGGGAGCUCCCAGGGAAGCCGGGGAAAGUCGAGGGAUUCCGGCUGUCUUUUCGCAGAGUCCCCCACACUGACUACCAGGAGCCUGUUGAACUGCCUUUUUAUGCCAGCAGUCACACCAUAUCAGACCUUGAAUCGGGAGCUGUGUACGAAAUCAAACUGGUGGCCUACAACGGAAACGGAGAGAGCGAUGGCACCAAGAGGUUGGUGUCGCUGGCAGAGCAAGGCAUAAGUGAUCAGAUCAGCGGAGGGAACAGUUUAUGUCAGUGCAGGGAUUCUGAAACCUCUUUGGGCAGCAUCGUUAUUGGCAUCCAUAUUGGCACGGCCUGCAUCAUCUUCUGUGUCCUCUUCCUCAUGUUUGGAUACCGUCGCAGUUUUUUUUGCAGUAAAGGGACUCAGAACAACUGGCCAGUACCAAGAAUCCAUGCAGGACAAAACAACAGCCCUAAAGAAGGAGCGAACUACCCCCAGGUGGAGUCUGAAGCACAGAUGGUGUGUCCUGCACGUUGCCAAGUCAUCAUUGAGCAGCAUCCAUCUGGCGUGUCUGGCAUGGGAACUGGCUGACAUUGGUCAAUAUUAUCACUUAACCUUAAUUCCAACUUUUCCCUCCACUCCCGUUUUUAAGCUGGUAUAUAUUCACUAAAACCCACUGCUAGUGCUAGAGUGUUGGCUUGUGGAAUAAGAUCGAUCCCGGUGAGUUACUACCCUGAGACCAACCUCCACCCCUACCUCAAACCAAAGCGUAUCGCCUUCAUGGCCUUUAUUGCACAUGUGUUUCUAUAUCCUACUGCUUGCAUGUGUGCUGAGAAAAAUUCUCCUGAUCAGGACAGCAUUAGUUUUGUAUUCACACCAAAGACAUGUCAAUUUUUCACUAAGAGUUUGUUCCAUAACCAAAAUAUUUUAUCCUCCAAAUUUUUGGUGGGAAAUUAGACAUGUCAGAUGUGCACUACGGAUUGAAGCCUAAACCUUAUUUUGUUAUAUGACUGAGAACAUAUUUUGUGUUUGUUGCAACAGUUUGUCCUUUCAACUAAAAAAGAUGUCAGCCUCUGCAAACAUCUUAAAGGGAGGUUCGACUGAUAAAAGCUUUUUUUUUAAAUAAGAAAAGUAUCCAAACUAGAAAAUGUUGACCAAUUCGUUUAACCCAAAAGUCAGGUAAGAAGGAUUGGAAGAUUUUCUCCAAAGAUAGCUACCUCAGUCUGAUACAGUGCUUUAUGGUAAUCCUAAUAAUGCUGCUUCUGUUAGCUAACCUACCAAGUGAAUCUAUAUUUUUAAAAGUUCAUUUUGACAAGUGCCAGUCACUGUACCAUGCCAGUCACUGACCAAUCCUGCCCAGGGUGAAUGAUUGCCAUGGAGACCAAACAUUGUUGGAGUGUUUCCUGAAAAAGCCCAAAGCCUUAUUGCACCAGAAGAUACAACCUGAUGUUUCAUUCCCCUCCCUACUGUGAAGUAAAGAUGUCUGUCUUUUUAAACCUCUUGAUUUAAAGGCAUCAUCAGCUGUCUCAUUUCAUGGGAAAUAUGGAUUGCCAGUAGUGCUCUGUCAAACGUUUAAAAAUCACUUCAUUGUUCCACCAAUAUGCUUUACUGAUACCAAGAGGCCUACCAUGAACUUCAGUGACUAAGUGAAGUUUCACGGUGAAAUGGACCUAAAUGCAUUAAACACCAGGAAAGCCUUUCCAAAAAAGAUCUAUGAAAACCCAGCUGAAAGAUAUCCAAAGAUGUAAACUAUUGGUUGGUUUUCUUUACGUUACGUUCAUUCUGCAUCACAUGUAUUAAUUUCCUUUCAGUUACAGGUUCUUGUAGAACCUAAAACAAGUGAACCCUGCUUUUGAUUUCUUCUGGAAUAAUUUAAAAACUUUUUGAUGUUUUUUUUUUUUUUUUUGGCUUAACCCAGAAAUGUGGAAAAUGUAUUUUUGUGAUUUAAUUUUCUUUCUUAAGAAUGACCAAAUGCUUAUUGUAUAGUUUUAAAAACCCUUUCAACGCAGAAGGAAGGUUUGUGUUGGAAAGUAGUUGAAUUUUUGCCAAAUAAUUGUUUAUCCUUAAAAACAUGCAACCAAAAAACAGUUUUGCCAUUCCAAAUUCUUUCCUUUAAUACGUUUUGCUGGCCAAAGCACAAGUUGUUGCAUACGAGAACAAAAGUAUGCAUAGAUGGUUCACACAGAUAAACCCUGAGGGCAACAUAACUGCAGAAUGGGCUGUUUCUAAAAACAGGUUUUGGUAGUUUACCAAAGAAAGCUAAACCAAAUAAAUUCUUUCUACGCUCAUACAUACAGUAUCAAUGUCCUUUGCUUGGCAUUUGUAAUAUCAUAUGAAGUCAAGUAUUGCUUUAAAAACCUAAUAUUCUUUUAAAUGGACUGCAUGCUUGAUAAGAAGCUUUUAAAAGCUUUAGGGUUUAAUCUUGCCAUUUGUGUGUCUGAGGCUCAGCAGAACGUUGGAAAUUAGGCCUGUUUUCAUUAUUUCAUUUGUUAACUAAAGAAGCUGAUAUACCAAUGUGAAACCAAAAAGUGAAUUUAUGGUAUAUAACCCAAAAACUCCAUGUGUGUUUGUAGUUCAAAGAGUCGUAGACGUUCAACUAGUUGUUUAAAUGAGAAACAUGUCUCUUGUUUUUGAAAUGGUUCUUUUCUGUGUACACUUCAAUUUUUUUUUUGUUUUUUUAUGAAAGAAAUGUAUGUUUUCUUUUAAAGAUUUGUGAUUCUUCAUUUUAUUUUUGUAAUAUUUAAUGUUUUGUUGUAACCCAGCUUUAACCUUGUAGAGUUACUUUGUAAGUUUUCCAGAAUUGGAGAUAAUUUAAGAUUUUUUUUUUCAGAUUUAACUCACAUUUUUACAUAAAGAACCAGAUAGUGAAAGAAAAUGAGUAAAAUAUCUAUAAAAAGUUAGAAGAUUUUAGAGAAGUAGAAAUUGACCACUGUUGAAAAAGCUUUAAUUCUCCUGCUGUAUGUUUUUUAAAACUUGCUGAUGUAACUACUUGCUCGCUAAAGCUUUACAUUGUGCCAUUUUGGCCCAGUUUUGGCCUUUGGCCUAAAACAAAAAUGGAUUUAGAAAAAGACAAAAAUGCAGCUUUAACUAAAAGCCAAUGGAUUUCCCAGUUAUGUUUUACAGUUCACAUUUUUGACUUUUAGAAAACCCUUUUUAUACAAAGCACACAACCUGAUCUUCAGAUUUCUAUUCUAUUCCUAGAAUAAACCUGCAGUAGCAUACCAAAAAUAGUUAAAGAACAAUCCACUGGACUUUGUUUCCAAGCUUGAAGACGUUUCGCUUUCCAUCCAGGAAGGUUUUUCAAU
Cyprinodon variegatus (sheepshead minnow) is the source of this 5105-nucleotide messenger RNA. Its product is annotated as immunoglobulin superfamily DCC subclass member 3. Gene Ontology annotation, biological process: axon guidance; cell-cell adhesion. NCBI's taxonomy places the organism in Eukaryota, Metazoa, Chordata, Actinopteri, Cyprinodontiformes, Cyprinodontidae. Gene Ontology annotation, molecular function: protein binding. Bases 271 to 2391 code for a protein of 706 amino acids. The transcript has 14 exons. The record is from RefSeq and is a predicted model, not a curated record. Gene Ontology annotation, cellular component: plasma membrane; axon.